UGGGCGGAAGUGACGUGCCAUGUAGUGAUGAUGCGCUUGGGUCUCUGCGAUCUAGUAGUUUCUGGCAGCCAAGUGCGUCAUACAGCUCCCCGGAGGGCUCGCUCAGCUGAAAGCUGCGGCCAUUGCUGCUCCGGGGAUCCGAAAUGGAUUUCGACAGCGUGCUGAAGGUGGCGGCCAGCAAGCAGGCGGAGGGCGGCGUGAAAAGGUACAGCUUGGCAGUUGGACCCCCGAAGAAGGUCCCAAAGGUGAAAGGUGUCCAGUCCAAAGCCGUUCAGGCUUUCCUCAAGAAAAAAGAGGAGGAGAAGCGGCUGCAAGAACUUGAAGAGAAGAAAAAGAAAGAGGAACUGCUGGCCAAACGGAAGGAACUGAAACAUGAUAAGAAAGCCAGAGCAAUGGCUUCACGGACAAAGGACAAUUUUAGGGGCUAUAAUGGCAUUCCCAUUAUUGAAGACAGACCGAAAAAAAGACAUUCCAGUCCUCAAGGAGAUUCGAACGCGAACGGCGGGUCCGACGAGGAGUACAUGACCGAAGAGGAGCGCUAUGAGUAUUCUCAGACAGAGUCCGAGGAGGAAGAAGAGCCGGAACCACCACCCAAGAAAAUGGCCAAGACCUCCAGCGUAAGAAAAGCUGCACCCCCAGCUAUGAACUUUGCUGAGUUGCUACAACUUGCGCAGAAGAAACAGUUUGAGCCCGUGGAAAUCGUGAAGCCCGUUAAAAAAUCCGACGAAAGACCCAGGACUGCCGAGGAGCUGCGGGAGUUGGAGUUCUUGGAGAGGAAAACUCACAAGGGUGAAAAACGGACUUUGGAGAAAGACGUUAAGAGAAACGGUCAGAUUGUUAAGGUCAGUAAAAGCUCCGGAGACAAACAUUCCUCUACGAAAGGAAGCCAUUCAGGGGACGGGAAGUCCAAGUCCCAAGACAAAAAAUCCAGCACGUUCUCCAAAUCGGGAUCUUCUGAGAAGGUAAAAAAUGGCCACAACGGCUCAAUAAAGAGGUCUUCCAGCGAUGGUGGAAACCGAACCGAGAGAAGCAUGUCUUCUUCCCACUCCAAAGCCUCUAAGGCUCCUGCCAACGGAAGUCAUAAGUCUCCUUCGGUCAGGGAACAUGGUGUUAAACACUCAUCUUCUCGACCAGAAAGCAUGGGCAGCGUGAAUGGAAAGAGCCAAGGGAGUGGCCGGCCCAGCAGUGCCAUGAACCCUGCGCGGCCGUCCGGUAGCUCGGGUACCAGUUCUGGACGGCCUUCCAGUUCUGGGUCCGCCCGACCAUCAGGGGGCUCUGUGUCUGCUUCGGCCCGGCCCUCUUCUGGGAGUUCUGUGUCUCGUUCGGCCCGGCCCUCUUCUGGGAGUUCUGUGUCUAGUUCAGCCCGGCCCUCUUCUGGGAGUUCUGUGUCUGCUUCGGCCCGGCCCUCUUCUGGGAGUUCUGUGUCUAGUUCGGCUCGGCCCUCUUCUGGGAGUUCCAGCUCCACGCGACCCACUGGUGGUUCUUCCAUUCGACCUUCUGGUAAUUCUUCUGGAUCCCUUCGACCUUCUGGCAGCUCCAGUUCAGCAUCAUCUCGCCCAAGUGCCGUUGGGCAUUCGAACAUCAGCUCAGGUUCCUCACGCGUAUCCGGCUCCAGUAAACCAAAUGGGGGCGCUCCGCUGCCGGGCAGCACUCCCAAAAGUGCCCUUUCUCGCCAAGCGCCCGGCUCGUCCUCUGUGCGCCCGGGCAGCGGCUUGGGCCCUGGAAGGCCAAUUAAUGGAGCAACGGGGGUUCACGGCUUUCCAUCAAAACCCAAAUGUACGGUUAUUGCUGAAACCAUUUCAUCCAAAAACUUUAUUCCUAAAUCAAAUAACGGACAAAUAAAUGGAAUGAGACCGGCACAGGCUCCAGGACCCAGACCGGUGAUGAUGCGCCCGCCAGGUCCCCCCAGGCCGCCAAUAGAUAUCUCUUACAAGAGAAGAAUUGAUGAUGAAGAGGAGGACUCGGAGAUGGAGGAUUUUAUUGAUGAUGGCGGGGAGUGCCAGGAGGAAAUAUCCAAACACAUCCGGGAAAUAUUUGGUUAUGACAAAAAUAAGUACAAAGAUGAAAGCGAUUAUGCCCUCCGCUACAUGGAAACCAACUUCAGGGAGCUGCAGAAAGAGGAAGCCAGGAGUUUGAGAUUAGGCAUCCAAGAAGACUUGGAGGAAUUAAGACGCGAAGAGGAAGAACUGAAAAUGAAAGCCAAGCGGGAGAAGGCGAAGCGCAUGAAGACGCGGUAGCAGCGGCCCAACGCAUCAUAGACUCUUUAUUCGCCGAGCUGUCGCUGCCGCGUCGGCACGGAAACCGGAACAGGAAUUCAACCUUUUCGUACAAAAAAACCCCCCAACAAAUGAAAUUAAAAAAACUGGAGAAAAAUGCAAAAAAAAAAAA
Spea bombifrons (plains spadefoot toad) is the source of this 2388-nucleotide messenger RNA. It is a transcript of the gene SPTY2D1, whose product is annotated as SPT2 chromatin protein domain containing 1. The transcript has 6 exons. Gene Ontology annotation, molecular function: histone binding; DNA binding. NCBI's taxonomy places the organism in Eukaryota, Metazoa, Chordata, Amphibia, Anura, Pelobatidae. The record is from RefSeq and is a predicted model, not a curated record. Gene Ontology annotation, biological process: nucleosome assembly; regulation of DNA-templated transcription. Gene Ontology annotation, cellular component: nucleolus. Bases 144 to 2237 code for a protein of 697 amino acids.